Aspergillus bombycis is the source of this 342-nucleotide messenger RNA. RefSeq lists its product as uncharacterized. The transcript has 2 exons. NCBI's taxonomy places the organism in Eukaryota, Fungi, Ascomycota, Eurotiomycetes, Eurotiales, Aspergillaceae. The coding region runs from base 1 to 342 and encodes 113 amino acids. The record is from RefSeq and is a predicted model, not a curated record.
AUGAACGACGACAUGGAGGACGAGGAGGGCGACGAUGACGACGACGAUAACACAGACAGCAACGCCGAAGAUGAUGCGAAUCUAUCCCGCCCAACGACCCUCCCCAUUGCUCUAGCUGCGAAAAAGAAUCAAAAUGCCGUCUCCAAUCUCUACGCCGAUACUCCUCCCUCUCUCAAGGACCACAUCGAGGAAAUAUUCGGCGAUCUAGCUCCGAAAGCAGGACUCACAGCCUGGGAAACUACGGAACUUCCGGACAAUUGGAGGCACCAGAGCACCACACAACUACGUGUUCUCAAAGAGACGGCCUAUGACAGCUCUCUUUCUCUUGUGCAAGGUGCUUAA